This is a messenger RNA of Mycotypha africana, 2194 nucleotides long. RefSeq names its product Sec34-like family-domain-containing protein. The transcript is spliced from 5 exons. Gene Ontology annotation, cellular component: cis-Golgi network; membrane; COG complex. NCBI's taxonomy places the organism in Eukaryota, Fungi, Mucoromycota, Mucoromycetes, Mucorales, Mycotyphaceae. The record is from RefSeq and is a predicted model, not a curated record. Gene Ontology annotation, biological process: Golgi organization; intracellular protein transport; intra-Golgi vesicle-mediated transport. Bases 243 to 1736 code for a protein of 497 amino acids.
UUACGGGGACCAAAGUUUACUAGUUUAUAACCUAGCCGCACCUAAAAUUAUUGUUUAAUUAUCAAGUUUUUCGCGCAACAAAUCGUAUCAUUGCUCUGCCUCAUUAUUAUUGUAGAUCGGGCAGGAGGAAGGAACAAGAAAAAGGAACCGCAUAAUCAACCAUUUGGGAUACCGACGGUCUGAUGUUAUAAGCAAUCUAAACUUUAAAACGCUGCGAUUCUUCAGUGUUCACAGCAGUAAGAAUGUCAAAAGUUGCCCGUAGCAUUUCUCUUGAAGAUUGGGAAGAGAAAACAAAAUUGAGUGAGAAGCAAAACCAAAGCGUUUAUGAGUUGCAGAAUGCUUGUGCGGAAUUACCACUACCUCCCAAUUGGUAUAUUCAAGAUAAAAUGGCAGGGUCGCCCAUCGCCACUCCUGGUUUUCAGACACCAGAGCAGAGCACCUAUACCAGUGGACCUGUUAAUCCACACUUUCUCGCUUCUCGUUUGUUGGGCUCAGAUUCGAUCAAACGUACACUCUCAACCGCCAAUCUUCUAGCAGAAGCAACCGCAGCCGAUACAGCUGCUGAAAAGCAAAUGGCUAACGAAAUAGGAUAUAGAAAACCUAUUGAUACCCUUCAAGAGUUUUUUGAUUGGUUCACAGCAGUCGAAACAGAGAUGGAAAGAGGACAAGAAGAUGUCUAUCAAAAUCAUCUGUCCACCGUCUUGCUCUAUCAGAAUGUGUGUGAAGAAUUUCUGGAGGAUUUGAAAGCAACAUGUCAAUUGUUUGAUGAUCUGAAAGAGAAUUAUUCAUUUGUAGACUUACGAACACGUUCCAUUCAAGAGGCAUGUGAGACGUUGCUGAAAGAGCAAGAGAGGCUUACACAUGUCGCGGAUGGUUUAUCAUCCCGAUUAGCCUACUUCAACCAGCUAGAAUCUGUUGUAAAACUAUUCAACUCGCCAGGCGAGGACAUAUGUCUGAAACCUGAAUUCAUACCAAUGUUGGAUAAGUUGGAUGAAUGCAUUAACUAUAUGCAAGAACAUCCUGAAUUUCGGGAUGCUGAAUUAUAUCAUAUGAGGUUCCGUCAGUGUAUGACGCGUGGUAUUACCCUUAUUAAAAUGUACGUUGUGUCUACUAUUAAAAAAUUGACGCAGGAUAUCUACAAUGAAAUACGCGAUAAAAAUAAGAAAAACGCAGCACUAAGCACAGGCAAACAUAUCAUCAUGCUCUAUGUCAAAUUUAAUACCAUUGCCCCUACCAUCAAAUCAUUGACAGCCCAAGUUGAAAAACGAUGUGUUCAAAAGGAAUAUCAGUCAAUAUACGAUGAGAUGCUUUACAACUACUUUCGAAGCAGACAGCAACUACUGAACCCACUAAUAACAAAAAAGUUGCAAGAUCUGAAAAAGAACGAGACGGAUCUACUAACAUUCGUGAAAGAUAGCUGUGCAUAUAUGAUGGGUCUUUGCUCUGACGAAUACAAUCUAUUUUAUAAUUUCUUUCAAAAGUCGAGCGAGCAAAAAUUAUACAAUUAUCUGGAUCAAUUAACCCGCCACUUAUACAAUCAUCUUCGACCGAGAAUCAUUCAUGAAAACAAUACAACUAUUUUAUCAGAACUUUGCAAUGUAUUUUUAAUGUAUGUAAUGCAAGAUGAAAAUGAUUCCGUAUUAGGCAUCACCGAGGAUGCGAAUGAGGUCAAAUUCGGUCCAUUAAUUCGAAAUAUUCUGGAGGAUACGCAAGCACGUCUGUCCUAUUUGACAUAGAUACUUUUUCCGUAGAUCGGAUGAAAUCACGGCUUUAAAAAUUUCAACACUACCAAUGAUAGCUAUUUAGAUCCUCUUCCUUCAUAGAUUACCUAUAUAUUUGUUCUAUAAUAAAUCAGGCAUGAAUCGCUUAGGGGAAAGACAUAUUGGACAAAGACAACCAUGCAUUACACCAAUACAGCUUUUCAAAAUGAUUCGCUUCCUUCGAAACUCUAGAGUAAAACAUAAUGAAAGCAGUAGGAUGGCAUUUGCGUAGAGUCUAGGAGGGGUGGACAGCAUUGCCCUGGAACACAAAUUGAUGAUAAAGAGUUCACAUGAUUCAUUGAAAGUAACUCUGACUGCAGAUUUAGAAUAUUUGUAAAUAAUUCACGGAAUAUCAGCAAGAUCUAUAAUAGCCUGGUUGUCUCAAACAGGAUUCAAUGAAUAUGGAUGAAUAUACUAUAAUGAAGAAUUUGUCA